AUGCUCAAGGUCAAGGUCCCGGCCAAGGGCGCAGCGGCCAAGAAAGGAGCUGCUGGGAAAAGGGCUGUUGGCAAGGGUAAAGGCGGCGCCAUGGCUCGCCGUUCAUCUAUGGCCCCGGCUUUGAAACCUGCCAUUUUGACCACUCCACAAGCCAUUUCCUCGUUAAAGGCGGCCGAAAAGGACGAACAAAAACGACAAAUUCAAGAUUUCUUGCGCAAGGCUUUGGGGGCCGAAGUAUUGGUUGAUAAGAGCACACCUCAUCAGGCAUCUUCCACCAAAAGUCGAUCCGAGGGGGCGGCCGAUGUCGCCACUGCUGCCAAAGAAAUGGGAUUGGUCUUUGUGUUGAAACAAUGUGGCGUAAUUGAUGAAUUGCAGCGCAUGCUGUUUCCACAAGGGGAUGUCCAUGCCUUGCUCGAGAGAGGAAAUGAAGACGAUGACAAACCCAGUGGCUUGAAGCCAAGUGCUUCUGCCCUCAGUCUAGCCAGUAUGGAUGCUGACAUUGGUGAUGCGACUACUGCGACGAGUGUCACAUCCAACGGAACGGAUGCUAAUCGAGGAAAAACAACACCCCCCAAUGCACGGGAAGGAAGUCUUUUGAUCAUCCGGGCUUUGUGCGAAAUCGUCGGAAGACCGGCGGAACCUUAUAUUGUCGGCGCCUUUUUGGCAGCGGCAUUGGAUGAAUGUGGUAGCAAUUCCACUUCUAUUCGCGGGGUAGCCGAAGAUACCACCGUGGCACUCAUAAAAUUGGCCCAUGCGUGGGCAUUCCCCGCCAUAUUAUGCCCACUCUUAUUGCAGUCGCUUAAAUCCAGUGAAUGGAGAGUCAAACACAAUGCCCUCGAACGGCUCGAGUUGUGUGCGUCGACGGCACCGGAUCAAGUCAAUCGACUCUUGCCAAAACUCAUCCCGGCAAUUACCAACCAAGUGUGGGAUACCAAAGCACAAGUCUCCAAAGCUGCUGGAGCGACACUCUUGGCGAUCUGCAUGACGGGCAAAAACCCCGAUGUGGCUUCGUCCAUUCCUGCCGUCGUCAAGGCCAUCUCCAAACCAUCCGAAACCAACAAGGCCGUUUCGGAACUCAUGGGGACCACCUUUGUGGUACCGGUGGAUGCACCAACACUGUCUAUUUUGUGUCCCGUCUUGUCGCGGGCUCUGAAAGAAAAAUUGGCGAUACACAAACGGUCGGCUUGUAUUGUCAUCUCCAACAUGAGUCGAUUAGUUGAAACGCCUUCGGCAGUCGCACCGUUUGGACCACUGCUGGUCCCCGAACUCAAGCGAGUAGCCACCAAUGUACAGUUUGAAGAAAUCCGUGACGAAGCCUUGAAGGCUUUAUCCAACCUGACCAAGGCUUUGGGUGAAUCUUACCAAGCCGCACAAGAUUCGGCAGGCGUCGACAAGAUGACGGAACAAAUGGGCGAAGUAGACUUGGAGCAAAAGCGAAUUCAGGAAGAAAAGGAUGCCGAGGCCAAGCGACAAGAGGAAAUUGCCAAGAAAGAGGCCGAGGAAAAAAGAAAGUUCAAGGAAGCCAUGGAUGCGCAACGAGAGCUGGACAGGAUUGCCCGGGAGGAAGCAGACAAAAAUCGAAAGGAGGAAGAAGCCAAGAGAGAAAAACAAAAACUUAGCACAAAGAGUGCUACCGGGUAA
Molecule: messenger RNA, 1641 nt
Organism: Seminavis robusta
Lineage: Eukaryota; Bacillariophyta; Bacillariophyceae; Naviculales; Naviculaceae
Source: the annotation of a GenBank genome assembly